AUGACCCAAGCAAUUCUGAUCGCAACCAUCUACCCCAAGCCUGGGAAAGCCGACAGGGUCAUCGAGCUCCUUCUGCAAACAGCCAAAAUAGUACACGCCGAGGAACCUUACGUCACUGAGUAUAUGUGCUACCGCGAGGUCAAUUUCCAGGACGGCCAGGAGGAUAUCAUCAUGUUUGAGAGAUACACCUCAAUGGAAAACCAGAACAUCCACAUGGGCGUCCCGCACGUGGCGAAGUUGCUGAAUACGUGGGAGGAAGAGGGUCUGCUGCGACAGCCACCGUUGAUCAAGAACGUCGAGCAUGUAGGUGGAUUCGCGGGUCGUUAG
Molecule: messenger RNA, 327 nt
Organism: Fonsecaea erecta
Lineage: Eukaryota; Fungi; Ascomycota; Eurotiomycetes; Chaetothyriales; Herpotrichiellaceae
Exons: 3
Coding region: 1-327 (108 amino acids)
Source: RefSeq, a predicted model, not a curated record